This is a messenger RNA of Meloidogyne enterolobii, 724 nucleotides long. NCBI's taxonomy places the organism in Eukaryota, Metazoa, Nematoda, Chromadorea, Rhabditida, Meloidogynidae. The record is from the annotation of a GenBank genome assembly.
UAUGCAAAUUUGCACAGAUGUAAAAUAUGAGAAUAGAAGGAGACCAAAAUUUGCAGCUGUUGUUGAUGCCAAUUUUCAAAGGCAAUGUUUACAAGCUCAUAAUCACGUUAGACAGAUUUACGGCAUUCCUCCACUACUUUGGUCUCAAGAACUUGCCGAAUUGGCCAAAACAUGGGCUCUCAAAUUAACACAGCGAGGUCGUCUUUUGUUUCCAGAGUUGCCCGGAAUUGGGGAAAAUAUUUAUUUGCUAACUUCGGAUAAUUCUGUUGAGGUGUUUCAAGGAGCAUCAGAAUCAUUUAAGUGCACCACUGGAGAUCACUUGACUACUGGAAAUGAGCUUGUAGCCCUAUGGGCCACAGAAGCCAGGCAUUUUGAUUUUUCUAGGCCAAGAUGGAGUUUAGAAUGCAGACAUUUUACACAAAUGAUAUGGAGAGGUUCAACAGAAAUGGGUGUUGCUAGGCAUUGGGAUACUUCAACUGAUUGUAUGGCUAUUGUUGUGUUCUACAGACCUUCCGGUAAUUGUAAUUUACCUGGCGAAUUUUGUGCCAAUCUUCCCCAGCCGGAUGACAUACCAGAAUAUGCAUUAGAGGCAAGUUCACUUCAGGCGCUCAGUCAAGCAUUGAACAGGACAGAUUUGGGAGACGGAGGGUUUAGGAAAGGAGCUGCUUCUUUACCACCAAGGAGUUAUUCUUCUACAAAUUCUACAAAAAUUCUAAAAUGCUGA